AUGUCUCAGAUAGAGCGUGUGAACAACUUCGGAGAGGUUGUACCGGGGGUUUACAGAUCUAGGUCCCCAGACCUGUAUAUCCUUCCAUCCAACCUGAUGGAUGUCAAGACAAUUAUUAAGCUCGUUGAUACCCCUUACUACAGGGCCGAAUGCGAGUACGUUGAAGCAAACUCCAUCACUGUUUAUCUCUUCCCAAUCAAGACGAACAAAGUCUAUGAAGCGGAUAAUGCCUCAAACAAAGACGCCAACCUCGUCAUGGAGAAGCUCCUCGAUGUGAAAAAUCACCCAAUCCUCAUUCAUUGCAACAAAGGAAAACAUCGAACUGGCUGUAUCAUUGGCUGCCUUCGCCGACUCCAGGGAUGGGACCUUGUGGAUAUCAUCCAGGAAUACCGACUUUAUGCCGGUCACAAAGCCAGACCCUUGGAUGAGGAGUUCAUCAAAAACUACGAGCCCGGAGAGAUGAAACAAAUUGCUCUCGAUGUCAACGUUGCUGCUUGGGGGCGUUAG
Messenger RNA from Penicillium expansum, 507 nucleotides. RefSeq names its product tyrosine phosphatase family protein (gene yphA). The transcript is spliced from 3 exons. Bases 1 to 507 code for a protein of 168 amino acids. Gene Ontology annotation, biological process: dephosphorylation. NCBI's taxonomy places the organism in Eukaryota, Fungi, Ascomycota, Eurotiomycetes, Eurotiales, Aspergillaceae. The record is from RefSeq and is a predicted model, not a curated record. Gene Ontology annotation, cellular component: cytoplasm. Gene Ontology annotation, molecular function: phosphatase activity; inositol diphosphate tetrakisphosphate diphosphatase activity.